Messenger RNA from Brassicogethes aeneus, 1643 nucleotides. Lineage: Eukaryota; Metazoa; Arthropoda; Insecta; Coleoptera; Nitidulidae. The record is from the annotation of a GenBank genome assembly.
CUUUUCUAAGUUCUUUGACCUUAAUAAAUGGGCAGCUCGAUGAUAUUGUUUUAAUAAAUACAUACAUUGCGCCAGCCAGUAAACAUCCCUUGGAUUUCCAGUUAAGGCAACCACUUUGUCAGCCCAAAAUAAAGCAGAUUUAUACGCAUGCUAACAAAAAUCGCUUUUAAUACAGUAUUUAUUAAUGUAAUGUUAUAAUCUUACCAAAUUUAUGUAAGUUUGUACUAUUUUGCGAUAGCUAUCAAUAUUUACAUUCGUAUUUAGAGUCUUCAUGAUUAUUUUUUAAAUUAGUUUGACAUUUCUUGUUCACUUCUUCUUCUGCGAUCUGAAAACGUCUCCGUUUUCAGGGGGGAUAGCCUUUAGCUUAGUUAAAAGCUAUUUGGCCAGCCUGUUCACUUUCUUCUUCUUCUUCUUUGAUCUGAAAAAACGUCUCCGUUUCUUCAGGGGGGUAUAGCCUUUAGCUUAGUUAAAUACUAUUUGGCCAUUUUAGAACUACAAAAAAUCAUACUAACCUUACUUUUCAAAUUUUGGUGUCGUAUACAGGGUGCUAUCAAUAGGUUGAUACGAGGGUACAAUAAAAAUACACAGUGAGGUCGCUAAUGGAGAAUUUAUUAGUAUUAGUAGUAUCAGACGGACCAUCUUCGAAAUGUUCAGGGUACAAACAUUUUCAAUUUACAAAAGAAAUGCAGGAACAUAUUGUUCUUGUGCAUAAUGAUAUAAGGGAAAAAGUUGCCUCUGGAGAAGAAAAUCAGGGUUUAUUAGGGGGGCAACCUUCUGCUUCAAACAUGCAAAAACUUGAAUGGGAUGAAGAAUUAGCCACUAUAGCACAAAGAUGGACAGAUCAAUGCGUUCAAUUUAAUGAGAAUCAGCACGAUAUUUAUAAAGAUACAAGGCGAUUUGAAGUGGGUCAAAACAUUAUUACAGCAACGACGAAAAGUACUUCACCACCUGACAUAGUAUUGCUUGUAAUGAACUGGUACAAACAGGUCCAAUAUGUGUUUCCUUCUGAUAUAGACAAAUUCACCACGGUGUACAGGGGAGGUCACAUGUUAGGCCAAUACAGCCAAAUGGUAUGGGCUAAGUCUCACUACGUUGGAUGCGGGAUGGCUCGUUACAAAAAGUUGACGGUGGAAAAUAAAGAUACAGACUUCUAUUUAUACAGAUUGGUUUGUAAUUAUGGACCCACAGGCAAUGUUUAUGGAGAACAAAUGUACCUGAGAGGCAGACCUUGCUCAAGAUGUGCUCAAAAGCAAUGCGAUGAAAAGUGGACCAGUCUUUGUGACCGGCGCUCAAGUUUUAACAUUCUUAACCGUUACAAUAUAUUGAUGGACUUUCCUAGUGAAUAUGAAGUUCAAGGAGAACCAGAGCAGGAAAACACAUAUUACUUUAAUCCAGACGAAACCCAAUUGUUUAAACAAAAAACCGGCCAUCUGUUGGAGGAUUUGGUUAUUAAUAAUAUAAACGAAGAACAACUUAAUAUAACUGAAAAAAUGAAUGAUUUUUACCAUGUAAUUUCCCCGAAUAAACCACAAGUGCAUAAUGUGGUUAAAGAUAUUGAGGAUGAGCUGCAAUUUAAUAUCCCAACUGAGGGCUUUACUGUCAAAACUACUACAAGCAAGUUUAAUUUUGUAAGAUAUAAAUAA